This is a messenger RNA of Frankliniella occidentalis (western flower thrips), 5542 nucleotides long. RefSeq names its product leukocyte receptor cluster member 8. The transcript is spliced from 13 exons. NCBI's taxonomy places the organism in Eukaryota, Metazoa, Arthropoda, Insecta, Thysanoptera, Thripidae. The record is from RefSeq and is a predicted model, not a curated record. Gene Ontology annotation, cellular component: nucleus. Bases 202 to 2715 code for a protein of 837 amino acids.
UAUUGUUUACUUUGGUUUCCGCCCCGAAAAAACCAUCGCAUUGCUCUAUGUGCUUGACUUUAGUUUCAGGUUUUAUUUCAGGUAUAAUUUGUCGUUAUUUUUUGUCGUUACGACUGUGCAGCCAUUCUUGCAUGAAGUUCAUUCGACUUUCUCCCGAACUGCAUAUUCGUUUCAGCUCGUUUUCGUGGACAUCACAGAGCCAUGGCCGAUAAAGGUCAAAAUCCGUCAAUGUGGCAAUAUCCUCCAUACCCUCCUUAUGGUCAAGGGUAUCAGGGGUAUGGCCAACCAGGUUAUGGCUACCCUAACCAGUAUUAUGGUAUGCAGCAAUAUCAGCAAGGCAUGGGCUAUCCUUAUGGCGGUGGAUCAAUGGGCUCUCCAGGUCAAGGGCCUCCUUUACCUCCGGGUCCUCAUGGAUCACCAAUGCAGGGAUUUACCCCUCCUGGUGGUUCUAAAGAGGCUGAUCCUGAAGCCAUGAAAGAUGAAAAUAAUGGAAAAACCCAAUUGAGCUCUGCCUCACCAGGUGCUCCGCCAGGUGAAGAAGAACUUAUUCCACUCCCAUCAGGUACCCCACCCCCACCAUCCAAUGGGUUACCCCCUGGAUUUUCACCACGGCAAAAUAAUUUCUUUCCAAACCAAGUUCCCAACAACCCUUUUGCUCCUAUUAGAUUCAACAUCAACCAUAAAAACAGAAUGCAGUAUCCGUUCAACCAAAACAACCAGCCAGGGGUUCACCAAGGGCAAAGACCUAAUGCUCCAAAUAACCCAGCCGCCCUACUGCAGCCGAAUGCUAUUGGACAACCUGGACAACCUAUGAUGAGUAAGAAGAAAAGGAAACGUGCCAAACAACUAGCUUUACAGGCGGCGGCUGCUGCUGCAGCUGCUGCGGCUACCAACACUGGAGGGUCAACAUAUUCUUUUGUCAAGAGCUUUGAGCCCCUAACUUCUGUUGCAAAUCCUAAUAACAUCCCUCCUUUGCCUCCAAAUCCUCCUCCUCCUGACAAUCCUCCACCAUUGCCUCCAUUACCGGAAGAACCGCAGACCCCGUCUGCUCAACCACCUCUACCACCUGCUGGAGUAGGAACUACUCCCCCAGCGCCUCCAGCGGCUCCAGCAGGGGCUGACACAUGGCCUGAAAGUCUAAAAAACUAUGUCAAAAUGUGCUACGACAGGUGCAAGACAGGUGUUGAUAAAGAUAGGGUAGAAAUUAUUUUAAAAGGUAAAAUUAUGAGUGCAACAAAUAAGAAGACACUUUGGACCAAAAACUGGGAAGAGGAGGAACUGCCAAAGUUAUCUGCAGAUCUCCUCCCCUCUCCCAGAAAUUUUGGCAAUAUGCAAAGGAACAACAUUGCAAAGCCUAUGACACCUAACCGUGGUAUAGCUGCUCGUCUCAGCUUGGGUAACAAAUUCAAUAAGGGUCAAAUAAGACGCCAGUCAAGGCGUAGCUCAAGUUCACCAAGUCCCUCUCGCUCGAGGAGUAGAUCACGGUCUCGUAGAAAGUCAAGAUCACGAUCUCAUUCUAGAUCACGCUCUCGAUCAAGGUCACGCUCUGAUUCCUCCCAUAGCUCUCACAGGAGAAGAAAAAGGAGCAGCAGUUCUUCAAGCAGUGCCGAUGAUUUUAAGUCAUUAAAAGUUGGGAAGGGCAGAGCUCAGCGUGGCAGAUUAGGAGAUCGCCUUAGCUUCCCAGGGAAAGGCAGAGGUGGUACUGUAAUGAAUAAAAAAGCAAAACACCCCAAAGGUGUUCUGAAAUCUCAUUUCUACUCUGAGUUUGGUGGCAAUACGGAAGAGCUUGGCAAUUCUGAACAACUUCAAAAGAGAGCUGCUCGAUUUAGUGCCAUUACCAGAUCACCAUCAAACCCAACAGCUCUUUUGACACCUCAAAAUAAUCGUCACAAACGUAUCAGUAUGAGUAACAAAUUCUCAGAAGAUACUGAAGGGGACUUUGACCUUACAGAAUGCCAUGUUGUUGGUACAUGUCAGGAAAUAGAGAAAAGAUAUCUUCGCUUAACUUCUGCUCCCGAUCCAUCUCAAGUACGCCCUGUGGAGGUGUUAAAAAUCGCUCUCAAUAGAGCAAAGGACAAAUGGCUCAAAAGUGAAGAUUACCAUGCAUCCUGUGAUCAACUUAAAUCUAUACGUCAAGAUCUUACUGUCCAGGGAAUAAGAGAUCAAUUUACUGUCUAUGUUUAUGAAACACAUGCUCGUAUCGCCAUGGAAAAAGGUGAUCAUGAAGAAUUCAACCAAUGCCAAACACAACUGAAGAUGCUUUAUGCUGACUUAGGUGGUGAAAAUGUGAAUGAAUUUACAGCCUAUAGAAUACUGUAUUAUAUCUUUACCAAAAACAAUUUAGAUCUUACAGUAGUCAUGGCAUCCCUUACUCCUGAAGCUGAGCAACAUGAUUGCAUUGCCCAUGCUCUCAAUAUGCGUUCAGCAUGGUGGCUUGGAAAUUAUCACAAGUUUUUCAAGCUUUAUAGAGCUGCCCCUAAAAUGGCUGCAUAUUUAGUUGACUGGUUUGCUGACCGCGAGCGGAAAGCAGCAAUCAAGAUCAUGAUUAAAUCCUAUCGUCAACAUUUGCCAGUCAGUUUCGUGGCCGCAGAAUUGGCGUUCGCGUCCGAGGAAAAGUGUUUAGAAUUUCUUACCCCAUUUGGUUUCACAUAUGCUGACAUUGAAAGGACCAAGAUAGAUUGCAAGGCUAGUUCAGCUGUCCUUACAAGUUUUUGAGUCCUUGGCUGUUGGAUGAAUGCUGCAUUUGCAUGAUUGUUAGCAUUGUCUGUGUGCCAAACAAAUUUUAGACCAGGUUUUGAUGAACUUCUUUUAAUGAACAUAGAAGGAAUCAAGGUCUUAAUAUACAGCCUCAAACCCCAUACAUAUGCACAUUGACAAGUAUGUCGUAUCUUUACAUUAAAAUUAACACAAUCAUGCCAGAGAUAAAUGUCAGAAAAAAUUGUGGAACAAAGAAGUGGGUGAAGAGGACCAGAAGAUCUCAAUCAAGAACAGAAGAAAGAAGCCAGGAAAAAUUGUAAUGAAGAAGAUGGGGUACUCAUUAUUUCUGCUGGAACGCAUUUUGUUUAGCAACUCUUAAUACAGUUGUUGGUUGGAAAUUUACCAACUACACAAUCACAUUCAGAAAGAAGAAACAAAAAAGCUACAAGUCAUUGAUGGAUAAGAUAAAAUUAUCCUCAAUAAUGAUGAAUGACGAAUGAAGAGGACUUAAAAUUUUGGAGAAUGGCCAACCCCUCCAUAAAACCAGUAUCAAAACUGAGAUCAGCUUUCAAAAUUCGUCAAUCCCCUCUUUCACGAUUUUUCUGCAAUUUUUAUUACUUUCCUCUGUUACUUCCCCACACCACUCCCCUCCUCUCUUUUUUUCACUUUUUCACAGCAUUUUAGUAGUGCAACCACUGCCAAUCACUACACUGGCUUCCAAGGAAUCUUCCAGUAUCUUGUGGGAUACAUGAGCUGCCAACACACUGCUUGUCUGCAAUGAAUUGAAUAUUGAAGAGGAACGUCUUCCAUUAGAAGCAAAUCAAAGGACAGAAGAUUUUAGGUUCGGUUUUCGCGUUAUUGCAAUGUUCUCUCAACAUAGUUAUACACCCACUCAACAUUAGGAAUCUGCCUGGGCCAUUUAUCAGAAACCGAACAGUUUGUCCUUCAAACCUCCCAAACAAUGGGUAAAUUCUUCAACAACCUUCACUCUUUUGCCCUGUUAUAAACAAGUAGCAAGUCUUUUCCCCACUUUUUUUUUGUUCUGCUUUAUUUGAGUUCUUGUCAGUGCACUUUCAUACAAGAAACAUGAAAAAAAAAAGAGAAACAAAGAAAAAGACUGGGGAAGGAUAUGUUUUACGGCCUCAUUGCAGAAUGAGAAGAUUUGGAAGAAGAGGGUACUUUAAGAGAAGAAGGUUCCAAGAGUGAAGAGAUUUUCAUUGAAGAAUAACUGUUUCUCGAGCCGCCUGAUUUCGCUUGGACUUGUGCCCAUCUGACGAUAUUGUGCCACACGGGUUGCUCUGCUUCGUGAUACCCCAUCGUUGUUUUCACACAGGUCUUUGAUCAACGUUGUUCUCUCAACUGCUUUAAUGUAGGCUUUGGAUUAUUUCUCGCACUAUAGUGUGUUUUCCAGUCCCUUGCAGAUCAAAUGAAGGUGAAUGAACCAGUCUUUAACUAAAAGGAGUCACCUUCAUCACAGCUUCCUACCACCAAAGCCAAGAAGCCCAAGCCCAGGAGGAUAUAUGUAGAACUUCUCAGAGAUCUUCCAAAUUGUGCCCUAAUUUUAUACGAAAGAAACCUCUUGUUAUAGUUGGUAGUUCUGUCAUACCAUCAAUCCAUUUCAGAGGAUCUUCCACUCAGGUCUGGAUAUGUAUAUUAAGAAUGUGAGACUUGCCCAUCUAUUUCAGAAAGUCUCAAAACAGACCAAUUUCAGUUCAUUAUUAAUGAAAAAGCUAUUUUAUUGGUUAAUUUUUAUGCAAUGGUAAUUUUUUUCAUAUUGUAUUUAGUAUUAUGAACAGUUUUAUCUGACUUCUUGCUAAUACUCUAAGUAAAGUUAUUUUUGUAAAGAUUUUGAAAUUGAAGUAAUUUACACAUGUCUGGGUUAUUUGACAAGUUCAGUUCUGGUUGUAUGCUGCUGCAUGGUUUUCUGUUUAUUUCAGUUAAAGGGAGUUUCUUUGAUUGUGACUUGUUGUAUCCGAAGAGACCCACGCUGUUGAGUACUUUUAUAAUUCAGCUCAAAUUCACGAGAAUAAUUCUCAAUAUUUAUGAAGAUUCUUUCAGUUCAUUGUUUUUAUUUUUUGUAUGUUUAGUUUUGUUUUUCUUUUCUUUACAAAAGGUUAUUAUAAAUUGGAGACAGGUUCAGUGACAGAUGAUAAUAUUUUAUCAACUGAGCAACUGAGUCAUGCUGCUCUUUUUUGAUUAUAUGUACUCAUGGAUUUAAAAUCCAUGAAUCUGAUUUAUCUAAUUUCUUCAUUCUAAAAGGUACAAAAAAGUGCCAAUUACGUGAGUCACCGAUUAUUGAUUACUUAGUAAGAUUUCUGGAUAUCUACGUUCAGUUUGUGUCUUUGGCAUGUUAAAUAUGUGAAGUAAACAACAUUCCAUGUUAAAGUACUUAUGAUCCAAAAAAGUUGUAACAGGUAAUUGAUUCACAUUUUGCAAGUUGAUAUUCUUUACAUAUAGACCUGAGAUGGGUAACUCGGAAAGUGGAUUGUUGUUAUGAGUUAAACGUACCUACCUCUCAAAAGUAUCCAUGGUGUAGUUAAGGAUAAUCUGUUUUUUAAAUAUUUUAAAAUCAAUUCUACAUCUGCUGGACAGCUUUAAAAUUAUUGCAUGCAGAUUGUGGGAGGCAUUUUUGUGUCAAGGUAAGUCUCCAAUCGAGAUUAUGUAUGUGUUGCAUUUCAACAUGAACUUUUAGAGAAGCCUUUAUUCUUAGUCAUAUACUUUUUAUUUAUCUUGCCAAAAUUGUAAUUUUGUACAGAGUUUUGGUAUCUGUAAUCUGUGAUGCAUGUUGACAUUGUUUUGAUUAAUAGUUAAGAAACCAUUAGUAAUAAAUAUGGUAAAACAAUUA